UGAGCCGUAGGUAGCCACAAUGUUAUAGAUGUGUCGCCUAUCACUGUACAUUGUGAAAGGUAUUUCGUAGUUGUUGGACAUUUUCGCAGGUUAAAAAGGAUAGAUGGAUGGAUUGUGACUGUGUUACCAUGUUGUCUUUUUAACAGUUUAUUGAUAGUUGUGUUUGUGUCUAUAUUCAGUGUAAUUCUUGUUUUUCACAGCGUGGUGAUAUUUAAAAGGAUUGGUUAUUUGUUCAAAACUGGGAACACACUUAAACCAUAGCAAAAAAUGAUAACAGUUAGGAAAUUAAAUACUUGAAAGAGAAAUAAAUAUAAGAAAUGGAUUAUUUAGUGUAGGAAGUAAACAGACCAUCCGGAUUUAUUGCGUUUUAUUGGACGUCUGUUUUACUGGAGGUAGAACAUUUCUCGGUGGUGAUUAUUUUCAUGCAUAUAGACGUGCAUUUUAUGUUUAUAGGUAAAUGAAAAACCAGAAAAUCAGGUAGAAAACAUCUGGCAGAAAACAAGAGAAAUAAAGUAUUAUUGGAUAAAAAUACUGAAUUUAAUGAGAAAAACAGUGGUGCCGAAUUUCUGGAGGGAAUAGUUAGUGAAGUUUCAUUGGCCCAUUGACAUGUACAGGACACCAGCUACUCUGAAGAACAAGGAUUUUACUUAUAUGGAAAUGGCGCUGAUAUGCUACCAUGGAACGGACAUUGAAAUCACAAUGGAUACUGAAUAAUGAAAACACACAGUGGAACUAUAUUUGCAGCUAAUAUGCCUACAUAUAAGGCAUCAUUGAUAUGGAAAUGUUAAAGUGGACGAGAUUCAUGAAAAAGUUAUUUGAAAAAUGGCAAUGAAAGCAAACACAUUUUACGCAAGGCCGGUGGUCCUUGGUAACAGUAGCGGGACUUCAAAUUUUCGAACCAACAAGCCAGAGGGCCAACGAAUUCCAGUUAAGAAGCAAACUCGUUUUGCCGAUUUGGAAAAUACUGAGCCGCCACCCCGUCCUCCUCCUCCGAGGCCUAGCCGACCCCCGAAACAAGGGGAGGUAACUCGGAUUGCUCACACUGAACGGGAAGUUAAACGAAGACUGCCCACUGCUCCGACAAACAGUGUAAGCUAUGCUCCAACUUACGCGACACCAGAACCUAAGCCAUUGACACGAUUAAACGUGACUAGUCAUGAGCGAUUAUGGAUGAAAGAUGCGGAAGAGGAAGAAAAUGGUCCGACGAAUAUUUUGUCUCCGCCGAUGAAAUAUAUAACACCAGAAUCUACAGAAGAGAUGGUUCGAAACUUUGAUCCUUUGGAUAUUGAUAAUCUCAGUGAUCAUAGUGAUUCUUCAGCAGAUACGAUGAUUAUGAUGACUACAGAGGAAGAGAGAAAAAAUCAGGAGAAAAUAAACCAUAGUUUGAAACAGUAUACCUCAAAUGCAAAGUCAAAACAAGAACGGACUGAAACUAAUCGAUCAAAAGCAAGUAUUCAGUCGAAGAAAAACUUGCAUAUUCAUUUUGCCGAUAUGAAUGGUGUGGAUACUGCUUGGAGACCAACCCAAAAUGGGCAUAUGGAUAGUGAAAAAGUUUCACCCUUACACAUAAAGACUGACCCCUUACACGCAGGGUCUUCUCCAGAAAGUGCUACGAAUAAAUCAAACAGUAAUCACACAAGUCCGAACGAUAGCCCGGAUGACGGUUAUGGAACUAAUUCAAGUACGGGAACAGUUUCUUCCCCGUUUUCGUCAAGUUUCGGUUCAAGUGAUUUUGAUCAUGCAUACAGUGGUGGAGCAAAAAGAGUGAUUUUACCCAAUGGUGCAAUAAAACCAAACUCUGUGCGCGAGAGCUGGGCGGUCAAGCGGAAACAGCGAAUGAUCGAAGCUCAGGAUAACUCUGUGCAGGAACAGUUACGAGAAUUAACGAUUAUUGAGGAAGAGGGUGGGGGGAGUUCUGGCGGAACUCGAGGAAUGCGGAAUGAGAAUGUGAAUAUUAAUCGAUCUGGUUUGGGAAAAAUAAAAAAUAGUGAAAAAUCAGUGCUUAAAAAUGGAUUACAAAACAGUGCUUUAGAACAAAAUCAAAAUGGUGAGUCACCAUUUGUAAAUGUCUCACAAAGUGACCUUCACAGGAUUAAUCGACAGUUGUAUGUUUUAGCAAAUGAGCGGGAUGCUAUUUUAGGAAACGAUAGAGCAGAACCUGUUUUACAAAAUGGUCCUUCAGAAAGUGAUUCUGGGCCAUUACGUAGAGCCCCACCUCCCCCGUCAAAUUCAAACAGUGAUAAUGUUACUUACUCAGUGCCGCAAAGAAGGUCGCGAACUUUGGAAGCUCCAAGAAAUUCUCAACAAACAGUAGAAAGUGGGCAAACUCAGCGAACUAGAAGUACUGAAUUGAAUGGCAACGAAGGAUUAAGGAACAGUCGGGGAACUGUCAAUGGUGAUAUUGCAAGAGGCUUAAGGACAAAUGAUGAAGUGUUUUACUCGCAACCAAUUGCCCGUGCGCAAAGGACAGGACCUGAUCAUGUACAGGCAACUUCUAACCAAUGGGAAGAUGAAAGUGAUACUAGUGCAUUGGACAGUGUGAGUAGUGGCCCUUUCUUGCUACGAGGCGGUGAGCAAAAAUAUCGCACCCCGAGUGGUAGUGGAAAAAUAUAUGUUAGUCCAAAUGGGGACGAGGGUUUCUACUCAUUGAAUAGAAGCAGUAGAAGUACUAGUGUUUCAAGCUUUCAACCAAUCAAUGAAAUUCCUGAACCUAUUCCUAUGGCGACUGGAAAUGCAAAUGAAAGUGAGGCACCGAAAUCUCCUCUUGAAAAGUUGAGUGGUGAGUUGCUUGAGAAAUGGAGCGAUAUGGACAGAAAUUAUCGCAACUAUUACGGGUUUGAUGAAAAUGAGAAGAAGUAUAGUCGGACUGAUUCGAAAGUGAAUUAUUUUCAGGAAAAGAAAAUAAACAAUAUGUACGGACAUGAUAAUUAUUACAGACCGCAGUAUGGCUCAGAAGCAGCAUUAAAUCAGGGCCAAGGUCAAAGAAGCAUGAGUAUGCGACAGCCGCCAACAAAUCAGGGAAUACUAAGAGAUUCUAAAGAAAAAACUAGUGCAUCAAAAUCUUCCUCAUCAAAAAGAACUGAAAAACCUGAAAAAAGUGGGAAGGAAAAGGAAUCAAAAGGGAAUAAGUUGUUUCAGAUUCUACCUAACAUGUUUAAGCCUUCUAGUAAGAAGGGUAACUCUGAAUCGAAAGAUUCCAAGGGUCAUAAACCUAAACGAUUGCUGCCGGUGCCUGUGGUAGUAACAGAAACGAAGCCUGAGGUGAAACAUGAUAAUACUGAGGAGUACGAACAAGCAGAAUAUUUGAAUAUUGGUGACUUGCCUCAGUAUUGUCUUGCUAGUGUUGAGCAGGAGGAGAAAUUGAAAAAAGGACAAUAUGUAUCACUGGAAUCAUUGCAUAAAAGGCCAGUAUUUGCUAGCUCCAGGGAUAUUAAGAAAUUAUUCUCCAAUCACGAUCAGUCUUUUGAUUCUAUAAAUAGCCCAGGAGCACAACGUCACAGUUUUCACGCAAUGCCGUUAUCAUAUCGUCACCGCAGUGGUAUGAUGCCGGGAGGGGAUGGUGAUAAUGAUAUGCGACCGAGAGCAUCAUCGGCUAGUGCGUCUAUGAGAACACAGCAAAUGCAAAACUCUGUGGAAAGCCGUAUGGCUCUAAUCGCGCGUAAAAAUGUGCAAGUUAUGAACCAAGCGCAUCAAGCUCGAAUGGAGGACAAUUCUUCGGUUGGAAAUACGUCGUUCCAAUCAAAUUCAUCCAAUCAGAGACCAUCCGGUUCCAGAACGAGGCUAGAUAGUGGAAGUAGUGGAGGGGAUUCAAAGUUAUCUACCCUUGUGUGAUUUCAGUUUUUGUUCAUUUGAUUGAAAUGUCAUAUAAUUAUUAUACAUUUUAUACACUUAGCUUUUUGUGGCUUUGUAAAUUCUUGAUUGGAUAUAAUGAAUUUAUUUCGCUCAGGAAAUUCUUACUGAAUUGUUCGUCAGUAUUGUUAAUUAUUUAUAAACAGAUUUUUCAGUGAAUGGAAAAUUCUUUUUAAAGGGACUUGCUCAUGUUUUUGUAAAGGUUUUUUUGUAUGUCGAAAUUAAUUGUUGCAAAUUAUUAAAGGUGUUAAAACUGAGAUAAAUCAAUAGUUGGAACCCUUCAGCAAAUUUUGAUAUUUGCUCAAAUAUCAUUUUUGAUGACCAUAACUUUUAUAAGCAUUUAUAACGGCUUUGAGUGAUUCGUUAGGUGAUUGGUUCAUUGAAAUCAUCACAUGAUGUUAUCAAUGUAUUGUUUAAAGGUCAAAAUAUACAUCACUUUUGUAAGACCUAGUGGUGUCUGUUUCUUCUAAAAAAAAAAAAUCUUUACCAGCAUGCGUUCGCACCCCACUAAAACCAAUAUACUUUUUUUAUACUAUAAUUUAUUUUUUUCUGCAAUUAUUACAUCAUAGAGUAAAAUAAUGAUAAAAUAAGCGUUUUCAAAGGCUUUACUGGGAAAAUGAAUUUUUGUUCCAAAAACAUGAUCGAGUCCCUUUAAUAGUAAUCAUGUUUUUUUUGUUAUGCAUUUUUAUAUGACAUCUGCAUUUAGUUUGAAGUUUUUAAGUGCAGUAGGACCUUAUUUUUUGUGGUUGGUAACUAGUUCUCAUUUGAUUUAUCUGAGACUUAUAAUGGCGCUUAUUUUUGUAAGAUUUGCUUUCCAUUUAUUGGUUUACACUUCAAUAAGCCUGCUUCUGACAGGUUAGAUUGAAACAUCAACUUCUUUAAAUGUAAAUGAUCACAUUCUUUUCUAUAAAUGGAUUAGUCAUUCUACGAUUUUCUAUAAAUUAAAGAUCGGUAUUAACAAUUUGUAAAUGUUUUUGACAUUUAACGACAUUUUAUUUUUUGAUUGUACCUCGGAGUUACAGUUGAUUUCAACUCAAGAUGGGCAUUUCGAUAAAGGCCAGAAAAAUAAUUUCAGAAACUUUGAUUUCGCUGACUAAUAUCAUUUAUAGACGCGCUUGAUUAAGUUCAAAAUCACUUUCACUAUAAAAUAGUCCCUAAUUCACAUCUUUAACCUUUUUGAAAGACUUCAAAGCCGCUAUGUAAAAAUUGCCCUAAAUUGAAUUGACAUAUUUUUCGAUGAAUCAUUUUUUGAAAACCUUUUGCAAAGUUAAACAAUUGCAAAUUAUUGGAAAGUUUAACACAUGAUUUAAUGAUCAACUUUAUUCACUCUUAUUUUUCACAAUUUACCCCAGGCGAAUUUGUCAAUGAAGUUUCAAUCAGAAAAGCAAUUUAAGAAUAUUUUUUAUUUGAAAAAUGUAUCAAAUUUUGUUUGCUGUUUAAAUUAUUUUCUUUUAUUAGUUUUUCUAGUAGUCAAUGUAUGUAUUAUUUACACUGAAGAAGGUCAACAGUGACUUGAUUGUUUUGUAAAUUUGGUGAUCUAUCAAUUUGAAAAAUAAAUUUGUUCAGUUUGACUAAAGAAUUGCAAAUAAGGUUUGAUUACUGUGAAACAACUUUGACUUGUGUCUUAUAGAUAAUCUGUGAGGUCUGUGGAAAUAUUUUGUCAAAAAAUGGAUAGUUUUGUCUGUUUUAAAUUGAAAAAAUAAUCCAUUAGCUUAGCUCCCGACUGAUAAAACAUAUUAACACAUGUAUAUUAUCAGAGAAUAUUUGUAAUUUUUCAUUUUCGCAUUUACAAUAUUCCUCUGGUAUAUUUAUCAUUAAGAUUUUUUUGCUUAUGGUCUAGCUAGAUUAAUUUAAAAAGUAAGAACUCUUAAAAAUGAGACAUCUAUUAAAUAAAGGUUACCUGAUGACAUUUUAACUGUUACGAUUUUUAAUAGAAAUUCAUAGUUUUGCAAUGUUUUUCAUGUUAUAAUUGGCAUAAAAUGAUAAUAAUCUCAUUCUAUUAUUUCAUUAUUUAUUAAUAAUAUACCUCAGGAAAACAUCAUUUUGUCAUUUUCCUCAUUUGUCAUAUAUUAUGAAGUACAUUUUAAAAGAUGAAAGCCAUCAUUUCAACAUAAUUUUUCGUAUAGUCAGUCAUGUUCAGUAUCAAAACAAAUUUGAAAUCGUUAUUUUUGGAAUAUUCCACUCUCCCAAGUUUUGAUAAAAACAUGCUUAUUAUUUUUUAUAUUUACAACAUCAUAAAGAAAAUAUGCUUAGAAAAUGUGCAUAAAAUAAUUACAAAAUACCCCCCCCCACCAACCUCCAAACCAAAAAGCUACUCUAUAAAUAGAAACCAAUGUAUAUAUAGACCUCCAUCAUCGUAAUUAUAUAAAUAUAUAGUAGAUUUUGUCUCCAAUAGAAAAUACGGUGAUUUCAUGAUUUUUUAUUUACAUAAUACAUAGUAUUUUGUUCUUUCAUUGAUAUUUAUCACAUUUUAUAAUGAUCAAAUUACUCCAUCUACUGCUGUACAUGUAUUAUCUUUUAAGCUCAUCUUUAUUUCAAAGAAAAAUGUUUACAUGUUGUCGUGGACAAUGUUGUGGAAAAAAACUUGAACCAUGACCUUUAUUAAAGAACGUUAAGAUUUCCAAACAAAACAUUGUACACGUGUUGCCUAGAGACAAUACGCACAUGAAUAGCAAGGCCCAUAAGUCUGAUUCUAGUAAUUAUCAAGUAAUGCCUUUUUUUCAACUGAAAAAAGCAACAGAUCAUAUGCAUUUGCUGUGGAGCACUCUGGUUUAAAAAUCGCUUAAAAAUAUGAAUUAUAAUAUAUAGUUUAUAUAAAUCAUGAUUAAUCUACAGCAAGAGACAGUUUUAUAAGAUUUGAAAAAAGCUAAUAUUUACGAUCUUCAAGAUUUCCGUACAUGUAAACAUGUGAACAGUAUUGGGACAAAUUUACUAUUAUCAUGAAAUAUAUUUUCAAACAGAGCAUACAUUCGUAAUUAGCUUAUUGUGAAAAUGCUGUUUAUCUUUAAGUAUGUAAUUAAUCAUUUCUCAAACAUAAAACAGUGUCUCUGUUUUGCUCCGUGACCUAUCGUCAUUAAUUAUUUGUAAAUUAUUGAUAACACUAAUAAUUUUUACUGUUUAAGACUUGCUUGAACUGCUUUAAAAAUUCAUAGAGAAGUAAGUGUGUCUAUUUACCAUGUAGUAGGAUGUUAAAAAGGUCAAUUAAUUUGAAGAAAAAGUCAAGGUAUUGACGUUGCUGUGGUGUUGUUGGCAAGCAAAUUUCAGCAGGCUAUUUGGAUAUUCAAAUGAAACUUGGUACACAAUACCCUCACAUAUAGCAAGGCCCAUAACUCUGCCUUUAAAAAUUGUCGACUUAUGCCCCUUUUUUGACUGAAAACAAAGAACAGACAAGCUUUGGUGUUCCUUCCACGACCUCUUGUUUAUGGUAGAGUUGUAACUGACUUUUAUUACUUUUACCGUACUUGAAAAUGGCAAAAAUAUGUCUAUAAAGUACUUUGGAAAUUAUAUUUAAAUUUUGAAUUUGCUAUAAAACAUUAUUUGAAGCUGAUGAUUAAAAGACAUUACAUGUGUCUGAUUGCAGUGUAUCUAUCAAUAAUCUAUGUGUUUCACUGUCAGAGUGACUUGUUUAAAACUCUCUCUGUUCUUUGUUUUCGGUGUGAUGAAUAACUAUCAUUUUGUAUUAAGAGUAAUUACUACUAAGUGUUUUAGCAAAAAAAACAUUGACAUACUCCUGUUCAAUCUACAUGUGAAUUGAUAAAUAUUUAGCAAAGAAAAAAACAACUUUAAAUAAAAAAAUCUGUUGUUUUGGGGUUGUUCAAAAUCUAAAACUAUUAUGGGAAAAUAAGUUUGUUUCUCAAAUUUUGAUGUUUUUUGUAAAAUUAUUUUAUAUUAAAAGUUACAAGAUCACCAUCAUUUUGUAUGAAUAUUAUUAAAACUCAACAUUAAAAUUAUUUUAAUUCAGUUGUUCGCAAUUCGCAAGUUAACCAGUUACAACUAUUAGAACACACCCAGUGCGAAGUAUAAAUUGUAAGCAAACUUUACUACAAAAUAUUUUGAAAGCAAAUUUAGCCGAUAACAAUAGUAAAUAGACAAAUCCAUUCAACAGUGCUGUUUGUUAUUUUCUGAUCAAAGAUUAUUUUUAUAAUGAUGUCUAAAGGAAUGUGGCACCCUUUUGUUUUCGUUCGGAUUCAAAUUCAUGUGAAAUUUGUCUUUUCUUCUAUCAGCAGAAAUGUGUAUGGCCAAUAUAUUUUAACAAUAUUUCUAUUGUGAAGGUAUAGACAUUUUGAACAAUUAACUUGAAUGUUUUACUUUCAUUUGUUAUUUUCUAUGCUUUGUGCUGCGGCUUCAUUAUUUUUGCUAUAAUUAAAACUACAUUGGUCAUUUGUCGAAAACAAAAGUGUUAUAUUGUGGAAAACUGUGACUCAUCUUUGUAGAAUGUUUCGGCAUGAUGUUAAUUACUGUGAAGAAAGAUGUUACAACAGUUAAGAGAUGUGUUUGCAUUUAAGUUGAAGGUGUUCAUUUUAUGAUUCUUCUUUGAAAUAAAAAAUGAGAAACUUUAUGUAAACAUGCUAGACACGAUUUCAACAGUUUAUAUCGCAGUUAACAAGUUCUAAAUUUAAACAUAAAAGCAUUUCUUUGUUGUUGUUUUACGUAUACUGUGUAUACAUGAUGAUUUAGAUUAAAACACGUUUUCUUUUAAGAUUAUACUAGCGGAAGAAAGAAACUCAUGCGCAAAAUAAGAACUUUGUAAAAUUUGAUAAUAUUUAAUUUAUUUCAUGAAAACAACUACCACAAUGAAAAUAUGACUGAAAUGUUUAACACAAUAUUUGAAACAAACAUUUUAAACUCAAAAAUGCAAAGGGAUUGGGCCACGAGUUUUGCCAACAUCAGUUACUAUUUAACAUACCAAAGCAAAUCAGAUAUAGAGGGAUACUUCUAUAUAAUAAUUGUCACCUCAUUCAGGAAUUAAUAACCAUUAAAAUUUGCUUUUCAAGUACUGCCAGCCAAUUGUAUAAAAUUGGGUUAUUUAUCCACAAGUUAUCUUUUGGCUAGUUUGUGCAUACAAACAAUUUGAUUGGUCCACAGUGAUUAUUGGAUAAAUACUGACCAAUCAAUAUGAAAUUUGGCCAACUUCAACCAAUUCAAACAAAUACUUAACCAGAUUUAUACAAUUAGCUGCGGAAAACUUUGGCAUGCACAGUUUCUUUAUUCUGAUAGUAUACUAGUUAGUUAGUUCAGCAGUAACGUCUUUUUACUAUAUGUAUGAUAGAUAAUUUCAGAAUCUUUUGCCAGCUCCAAUUCAUUUAUUAAAAAAAAAUAUUUCAUUUCUAUACAAAAUUUAAUGUUUUUUUUUUUUUAACAAAAUGGUUUCCAUAAUCCUUAAAAGAUGUUAGAGCAAUACUUAUAGUUUACGCAUGUAUUUUAAUUUUGAAAACAAAAAAUAAUUAUGAAAGAAGUUAAUAAUUUUUAAACUAAGCUAAAUACAUGUAUACAUGUCAUGCACACUUCUUAUGUUAAUGUAAACUGUUACAUUUCAUGUACAUUCUUGUAUAUUUUCUGAAUGUGCUAGGAUGUAUAUACUAUCUACAUAUUUGCAAAUUGUGUACAUUUAAAAUAUAUACAUCAUAAUUAUUAUACACAUUUUCUUUAUAAAUAUUGUCAGUGAGUUUGAAUUUUUCGUUCUUUCUUGAUAUUUUUGUUUUUGUUGAUAAUAUUUUAGUAAUUGUUGCUAAUUGUCUAUUUAUUUCUUACAUUACUUUAAAGUCAUUUGAAUGCAUUUAUUAUUUUCAUUAUGAGAUAUUUUGA
Messenger RNA from Mya arenaria, 9654 nucleotides. RefSeq lists its product as uncharacterized. Bases 823 to 3831 code for a protein of 1002 amino acids. The transcript is spliced from 2 exons. The record is from RefSeq and is a predicted model, not a curated record. Lineage: Eukaryota; Metazoa; Mollusca; Bivalvia; Myida; Myidae.